Molecule: messenger RNA, 1150 nt
Organism: Blastomyces gilchristii SLH14081
Lineage: Eukaryota; Fungi; Ascomycota; Eurotiomycetes; Onygenales; Ajellomycetaceae
Exons: 1
Coding region: 363-803 (146 amino acids)
Source: RefSeq, a predicted model, not a curated record
GGAUUUCGCGGCUUGCUGGGGAAGGGAUAAAGGAUGGACGAUGACCCGAAAGACUCUUCUUUAUAAGCCCCAAUACCGGCGUACGCAAGUUAAAAUAUCCCCACGGGUAUGCCAUAACCUAACCAGUACGACUAUUUCCCUGCGCUGUUUAUGUUUGGGAUUUCUUAGACUGCAAGCAAACAAUCAGUAACUAGAAUUAAUAAUGAAGGGGAAUCCAAAAAAGGGGAGGAAGGGGGAAAAAUCCCCCCAUCAACACCUCAACACGCCACCAAUAAAAACCUACCAAAUAAUAUAAACCCGAUUCUUUUUUUCUGACAGGCUUGCAUCCAUCACAAAGCCUCUUCACAGACGAUCUCGUCUUCAUGCCCCGAACCUGUCCCACACCAUUCGCAUUCCCAACAUUUUUAGCAACACUCUUCACCGCGUUACUCGAAACGGCGGCGCCCAGUUUUGCAAAUAGGCUGAUACGGCUCCAUGGCAUUUGGCUAGCGAUUGUGGAGGGUCUGCCGCUGCUGCCGGAUAAGGACCAGAUGGAACGGGAAGACAUGGUGCAGCGUAUUUUGCGCGUGAAUGGGGUGGUGAGUGUUCGGAGGGAGAUGAGAGGAGAGAGAGGGGAGGAGGAGAGGAGGGAGCGGAAGUUGGUCAUUUUCUAUGUGUGUACGGUCUGCGCCGGACAAUUGGCGGUCAGUCGCCCUUUUGCUUGUGGUGAAGGUGUUGGUGGUGGGAUUGAUCGAGAGGAGGGACUAGGCUUGAAGGCGGGGAGAAGGUGGGCUCGUUUAGGGAUGUAUGAGAUGGAUGGUUAAUUCAUGAUCCCUUUUUGCUUUUUUUUUUAACUGGUCAAGCAUCGGAUUGAGGAGUUCGGUUCCUACGUGGAGGUUUCUAUUUCAUCUCCGCGAUUUGAUGAAUUCCCCCAAUGCUCGUUGGAGAGGGAACUCAGCCGGAAUUUAGUUUAUCCGGUCGCGACGAGGGCCUGUUUUGAAAUGGGUUUGGCAAUGGAAGAAACUAUGAAAAAGAGAUCUCUUCACGCUACAGCUGAUUCCCGCAUGUACAUGUGCAUGUGCCAUCGAUUCUUUUUAUCUAAACCUAGUUAAUGUGAAGCUGAGUAAAUCAAUAGAUUAGAGUUCAAUAAAAGCUAAAAAUCUUCAAACGC